Molecule: messenger RNA, 465 nt
Organism: Sporothrix schenckii 1099-18
Lineage: Eukaryota; Fungi; Ascomycota; Sordariomycetes; Ophiostomatales; Ophiostomataceae
Exons: 3
Coding region: 1-465 (154 amino acids)
Source: RefSeq, a predicted model, not a curated record
AUGAUAAGCAGCAGAGCUUUUGACAGAGGAGCACGCCGCUUUGACAGCUCCAGAGACAGACGACGUGAACCACUGGAUCCCACGGUUGACAUCCAUAUUAUCGCAGAAGCUGGUCCGCAGCUCUCCCUGAUGAAGCUUCAAGCCCUUGACCCAGGCCCAGACAAGGUUCAGACCGAAGCUCUCGUACGGAACCUGCCGGUGGCUAGGCCGCAGUGGCUGUGGACCAGUGCAGGGGCUGGACGACUGAGACUGGGUGUUGUUCCAGGCCAGCAGCACCCGUCCCAGGGCCCUCCACGUCUUCGGUCCCGACAAAAGCGCCGACCCAGCGUUGCUGUGGACGAUCAGAGACAACCAAACGUCGCAGCACAGCGGUAUGGGGGAGGGCACGGGUUGCAACGGGAGGGGACGCAGAGCAAGGAGAAGAGCGAAGGAUGUCAGGAUGGCAGGAUCAAUGUGAGAGUGUGA